AGGUGUGGAUGAUGGAGCAGAAGAAGAUCCACGAUACGGGAGGCAUGCCGAAAUGGGAGACGAAGCAGUAUUUCCGUGAGUACAUGGAGGACUUCAACACCUGCACCCUGCCGCACGACAAGUACAUCGAUCUGGAGAAGUGGGAGAUGGCGGAGUUCCACCGCAAGAAGGCCAGCGAGGCCAAGCGGCGCGCAUCGGGGGACGCGCUGUCGAUGAGGGAGGACGAGAUGGAGAUGAACCUCAAGAAGCGGAGGGCCAGGGAGGCGGCGAACGCCAAGUUCGACAACCUCGUCAAGGCCUCCAUCACGGGCUCCAAGCGCGAGAGCAUGCAGAGCCAGGACCUGCUGCGGGCCAAGAUGCAGAACGCCUACAAGCACGGUGACAUGGAAACGGUGAAGCGCAUCGAGAAACGGCUCGAGCCUGACGAGAUGGAAGGGUGGAGAUGAGCACUUCGAGUCAAUCCGCCGAAGAACUG
Messenger RNA from Ectocarpus sp. CCAP 1310/34, 475 nucleotides. Lineage: Eukaryota; Phaeophyceae; Ectocarpales; Ectocarpaceae. The record is from the annotation of a GenBank genome assembly.